Cyprinus carpio (common carp) is the source of this 1293-nucleotide messenger RNA. RefSeq names its product SLAM family member 5-like. The record is from RefSeq and is a predicted model, not a curated record. The coding region runs from base 254 to 964 and encodes 236 amino acids. The transcript is spliced from 5 exons. Lineage: Eukaryota; Metazoa; Chordata; Actinopteri; Cypriniformes; Cyprinidae.
AGCCUAAGAUAUGAUAUCAACAGCACAACAAAACUACAUUUGUGAACAUAAGCUAGAGAAAACAAGCCUAUGUAGACAGACCGGUGUGGCUACCAACUGAAAUUCAAAACAGAAUCUGGUUCCCCCACUUCUCAACUCAGUAUCCCACAUUGGGAAUAUACUCAGAGAUUACAACAGUCAGUUGUAGAAAGGAUAUCAACAGAGUGUUAGAAAAUGCUUCAACAAACCAGAUGUGCUCGGUGAUGCAGAUGUAAUGAAGUCAGUAUCAGCGCUGGAGGGAGAUUCUGUCUCUCUACACACUGAUGUUAAAAUACAGAGAGACGAUCAGAUACUGUGGACGUUUGGACCUCAAAACACUCGAAUAGCUGAAAUCCACAGACAGAACAUCUGUAUAGAUGCCCCUAUUACAAUAUUUGAGAAAAGACUCCAGAUGGACAAUCAAACUGGAUCUCUGACCAUCAGAGACAUCAGAACUGAACACUCUGGACUUUAUAAACUACAGAUCAUCAGCAGCACAGGGACAGAAGAAAAGAAGUUUAAUAUUUCUAUUUAUGCACGUCUGCCUGCUCCUGUCAUCACCAGAGACUCUUCACAAUGUUCAUCAGGAUCAUCCACAUCCAAUUGUUCACUGCUGUGUUCAGCUGUGAAUGUGAGUGCUGUGACUCUCUCCUGGUACAAAGGAAACAGUUUAUUGUCCAGCAUCAGUGUGUCUGAUCUCAGCAUCAGUCUCUCUCUACCUCUGGAGGUGGAAUAUCAGGAGAAAAACACCUACAGCUGUGUGAUCAACAAUCCCAUCAGAAACCAGACCACACAUCUGGACAUCACUCAACUCUGUCACACAUGUGCAGAACCAAGCCACUAUCUCAUACCACUGAUCGUUGCAGGGCUAGUUGUAAUUGUGGUUUUUGGCCUGUUGUUCUGCUGCUGGAGGAACUGUAAUCAUGCCAGAGAACUGGAAGCCUGAAGGAUCUGAUUAUUCAUGCUGUGUUCCCACACACACACACAUACAUUGUUUAUUACUAAAAAUUGUGUCUCAAACUGCUAAGAGUAGCACACAGUUGAGUACUGAAGGAGUUAUAGGAGUACAUAUGAAGGAAUAUGGAGAGGCUCCAAUGGAAAGCUGGAUGUAAAACCUUUGGUUGGCACGUGAAGAAACACAGACACACACCUCCUCCUGAUGACAGUAUUACAGGUAAACAAAGCAGGUUUGUCCUGAAAAUGCAUUGGUCCUGAAAAUCUGUUUUUAGAUUUAAAAUGCAUUUAUCAGCCUCAUUAUUAACCAAACCUUCUAUU